Messenger RNA from Fomitiporia mediterranea MF3/22, 561 nucleotides. RefSeq lists its product as uncharacterized. The record is from RefSeq and is a predicted model, not a curated record. The transcript has 5 exons. The coding region runs from base 13 to 294 and encodes 93 amino acids. NCBI's taxonomy places the organism in Eukaryota, Fungi, Basidiomycota, Agaricomycetes, Hymenochaetales, Hymenochaetaceae.
ACCCUCAUCAUCAUGAGCAACAAAGACUACUACGGCGGAGGCCAACCAAACUAUCCUCCUCAAGGUGGGCCACCAGGUGGCGGAUACUACCCUCAACAGCCCCAGCAAGCCUACGGCCAGCCCGGAGGCUACGGUGGACAACCAGGUUACUACCAACCCCAACCUCCACCUCAGCCAGUCUAUGUGCAACAACAGGAUCGCGGUGGAGGAGCUGGCGGCGGUUGUCUGGCAUGCUUAGCCGGAGCGUGCUUGUGCUGUGCACUUGAAGAUCUGUGCUGCGACUGCAUAUUCUGAGAAUAGCUCUCGGCCCCCUUAAUUCACUCCUGGCCUGUCUUGUUUGUUCUUUUGACGACCUUGUCUUCCUUCUGAGUGUCGGAUACCUACUGUAAUUAACACCUUUAUGUGAGACGAGGAAAGAAGGCGUGAAUUGUGCCAGAACGCUUUAUACACAAAUUCCUUUAUCUCUGCUCACUUUCCGCAUGUAUCGUUAAGCACGGAUAUUAUUGUGAAUGCUCGACUUGCUGGAUUCCUCAGAAUUUAUUAUGAUAAUUUUGUUCUGGC